Hyphopichia burtonii NRRL Y-1933 is the source of this 1281-nucleotide messenger RNA. RefSeq names its product pepsin-like aspartic protease. Gene Ontology annotation, biological process: proteolysis. The record is from RefSeq and is a predicted model, not a curated record. NCBI's taxonomy places the organism in Eukaryota, Fungi, Ascomycota, Pichiomycetes, Serinales, Debaryomycetaceae. Gene Ontology annotation, molecular function: aspartic-type endopeptidase activity. Bases 1 to 1281 code for a protein of 426 amino acids. The transcript is spliced from 2 exons.
AUGUUCUUCUCAAAACUAUCUUCUCAAGCUUUAUACUUUUUUGUCUCUACUUAUCUCCUUGCUGCUUCAGGAGUUGACGCUUUGGCAAUAUCUGAUCAUUCAAUAGGCGUCGAAAAAAGAUUGGCUACUCCUUUAAAAAUUGACUUUAAUGUUCCAAGAGAUGAUUUUAUUUUAGUAAAUGGAACAGAUGGUUUAGAAUUUUUCAAUGUUAAAGAUGAGACAAGAACAAAAAUUGAAUUUCAUGCUGAUAAAAGGUCAGUUCUGGCGCCUUUACAUAAUGAAGGAAUUUACUAUUCUACUGAUAUUUAUGUUGGCUCCAAUAGACAGCAUCUUGAAGUUGAAGUUGAUACUGGGUCUUCUGAUUUGUGGAUCCCCGCCAGUAAUGACAAAUGUAACAGCUGCAAUGAAUAUGGGUCUUUCAACCCGACUGAGUCUAAUACCUUCAAAAAUUUGAGUGAACCCUUCCACAUUUGGUAUGAAGACAAGUCGAGUGCUCUGGGUACAUUUGUCACAGAUGAUCUUGCCUUCUCUUCUGAUGGCUCCCCUACUAUAGAUGCUUUACAGUUUGCUCUCGCAAGCCAUACUAGUCAGAACCGUGGAAUUCUUGGUAUUGGUAUUGAACAACAAGAAUUUGCUUCUUCCGAAUACCCCAAUACCCCUUUUGCGUUGGCUAACCAAGGUAUUAUUGAUAAAGCUUCGUAUUCAAUCUACUUAAACAGCCAAGAUGCUACAACUGGUACUAUUUUGUUUGGUGGUAUUGAUACAGACAAAUUUGAUGGUGAUUUGGUCAAGUUGCCUUAUACCGAAGAAGUCAACAAUCGAGUAGCUCAAUAUGUGCAACUCAACUCUGUCCAGUAUGAAGAUGGCUCUACUCUUUCAAUCAAUAGUCCUGUUGUCUUAGAUAGUGGAACCACUUUUACUUAUCUUCCCAAAGACAGUUUUGAAGCAAUUGGCGAUAAGCUUGGUGGUCAAUUAGAGGGCGCCUCAAAUAACUUACAUUACUUGAUUGAUUGUGAUUUUCGUAACAAAGAGGGUCAUCUAACUUUCGAAUUUUCUGGGAUUAGCAUAAAGGUCCCCUAUUCUGACUUGGUUGCCAACCUUUAUGAUAGUAACAAUCAAUUUACUGGUCAAUGUGCUUUGGCAAUAUUUAACUUUAACGACAUAAAUAUUCUUGGAGAUAACUUUUUAAGACAUGCUUACGUUUAUUAUGAUCUCCAAGAUAAGUAUGUUGCUAUUCAGCAAGUUAAAUAUUCAAGCAGCAGCAAUAUAGAUUCUGCUUAA